This is a messenger RNA of Dothidotthia symphoricarpi CBS 119687, 1634 nucleotides long. RefSeq lists its product as uncharacterized. NCBI's taxonomy places the organism in Eukaryota, Fungi, Ascomycota, Dothideomycetes, Pleosporales, Dothidotthiaceae. The transcript has 4 exons. The record is from RefSeq and is a predicted model, not a curated record. The annotation marks the transcript as partial.
CUACAACUGGGUCUCUAUCAGAUCACAAUAAUGAAACAUCAGGAGAUGAGCUUCCAACAGACUCCACAGUAGCAGGCAUCAGGCUACAACGUACCAGUCAUAAUCAACCACCAGCCGGGUUUCUGUUGCAUCGAGAAAAGCCUUCGACUCUACCGGACUGGCCGUCUUCACCAAAGCCCAUCAACACACCAAUCUACGUCAAAGCCCUCAAUGGCCUCUUCGAUGUUCUUUUAUUCGCUUGUUCAGCUGCUUUUCUCGCAUUUGCGAUCGUCGUCAAGCUGCACGACCGAGUUCCCACAGCAGAGUACCCACGUCUCACCACGACACUACUUAGAGCUACCAAAUAUGGUCCAACUGUCUUUCCUAUCCUGUUCGCCUCAAUCAUCGGCCGCGCGGCGCAUGCUAUUCUUCUCUGGCGUCUUGAGAAAGGCGAGCGCGUUGGUUUAUUAGACACACUUGCCAGUAGUACAUCACUUACUAGCACUGUAAUAUCGCAGCUUCAACUUCGCUCACUUAGCAUUCUCGGUGUAGCAUUGCUAGUUGUGUGGUCCUUAUCGCCAAUUGGAGGUCAAGCCUCUGUCAGAGUCAUGAGCAUCGGGACCAAAGAUGCUCAGAUACACGAGUCGUUAUCGUACAUGGUCAACAGUGGUAAUCUUGGCGCAUACACCCCGGCAGAUAUGUUUAUUCAGGGUCUUUCAUACUCAAGCGUUGUAUUCGUGGCAGCUCUCAUGGGAUCACCAGCAACGAAGUCCUCUCCGCUCGAUGUCUGGGGCAAUGUUAAGAUGCCAAGAAUCGAAGAUUACGAAGGUUCCGCUCUUAUGGACGAUGACGGCUGGUACGAUGUCAAUGGUGGCGAUAGCGACGCAUAUUCAUCUCUCAUUGGCAUACCUAUUGUCGGCAUACACGAAUCGAACUUCAUCGACUACGUUACGCGGGUCCAAUCGCCUUUGCUAAGCCUACAAUGCUCAGUCAACACCACGGCGUUAUACAUUGAGGCUGAGGUCCGAUGCCCAACUCCAUUGACUUGUACAUUGAGGAGAGUACGCCGAUCAAGAUUAAACCACUUCCUACCCGCCUGGACACUACUAGACAAAUCCUGGCGAACGCCAAAUCUCCUUUUCCAGGGUAUGCUUAAUUCAUUUAAUGGCAAGCUCUACUAUCUACAGUUAUUUAACUGUUAUCUCUUAGACCUAAACCUAGUUAAUUUAAACUACGCCAACGUAUCUCAAAUAACUAAAGACAAGUAUGCUAUUAGGCUUGGCUAAAUACUUAAUGCCUACUUCGCUUGCUUAAAUGGAUUCUUUGCCAUUACUACAGGUAUUAACAACGAGACCGGUUAUUCUUGGGACAACAACCAGACAUUUACUAUGCCACCUAACUCAAGCGAAGUGACGAAGACUAAGCGGAAAGAGGUUAUUGUGGCUUAUUAUAGUUAGGUUGUUGCUUUAUGUCUCGCUUUAAUCGUACUUAUUGUAGUGAGUCUUGUCGUUCUAUUUGUCUGUCGCUACCUCACCACAGGAGUUGACCUAGCCAUGAAUAUAUUGUCACUCGCAACAAGAAAUAAUCCCUAUAUGUUAUUACCGCAGACAGAGACUUACUUGGAUGCUUCUGAUCGCGCGAGACUACUCCGCAAC